GAGAUGCUUCGAGAACCAUUGGCGCGAAUGAGGCGGCUUCUGGAGAUUCACCAUCAGCUUUCUAACAAAGAGAUGGAGAUAAGAGCUGUUCAUUUUGGAGUCAUUCUUGAGAGGGAGUGGUAUCUGCGAAAACUACGAGCGCUUGAGGAUGUUGUGGGCCCUCCGAGAGACGUGGACGUUCUACGUGAACCUGGGGGAAGUGAGCAAUCGGCGACUCUUGCAUUUGCCGGAGCGGUGCGGAGUAUUCUGUACGAGGAUAGCGACGAUUUCAGCCUCGUUGGCGCAAAAUGGUGACAGCUCAGCACCUUCACCGCCGCUUCCACCUCGCCCACGCUGUGCCAAACGUGUUGCCACGUGGCACAAAAUCACAGCCUAGAUUGCUCUUGUGAGUUUUCACCGUGGACUAAUCAAUCUCCUCUUCCCGCCCACUUGCACCUUGUUCUUCUUCUCUCUCUUUUCUUUUCUUUUUUUUUUUUUUCUUUUUUUUUUUUUUUUUGGUCCAUUUCUCAGUAAUUCAAGCGGAUCCUCUGCGAUCCACCAUUCAUUCAUCCUUGUGCAGGGGCCAUGGUAAUCUUCUCCGCACCACACCGUUUUUCACAGAUGCCCCCACCACUCUGUUUUUUUUUUUCUGUUACUCCUCUGCUUCCACUGGAGUUUGAACUCAGCACCUGGUCUCUAUUUCAAGAGUGUUCAGGCAGGGGUGUUCCAACUGAGCCAGGCCAGUUGGUGGAGAUGUCCCCACUGCCAUGAUUUCGUCAAAAUGGACAUGUUUUAUUUUUUGAACGAAACUGAAACCGAGUUUUUUGGCCGAAAAGUAGUCCAAAUUUGCUUGCUCCCGAGGGUCCCGCAUUAUUAAAAACGCUGGACCCGCUGGAUGUAUGUGUGUGGACUUCGCUGGAGACGAGAGACAUCCAGGCGGGACCCUGGAGACCUGUGCUACCCAAUAGAUUGCCAGGCCAUUAUCACUGUAUCUAUACUGCAAGUUGCGGCAAAUACAGCGAUAAUGACCGGGUGUUCGAUUCGGGUCACAACAGGAGGGCUGCAAUGGGUGUGGUAUGCUAGCGGCAACCGCGCACUCAGGGAACUUCAGCUGUGCCUCGGCAGCUGCGUCUGCAUCUGUGCUGCGGUGUGUACAGUUCAGGUCCAGGGCUUAGGUGUAACUGGAGCUGCUUGCUGCAGCGGAAAUUGACGCUAACCGUAGCUGUGUUAUGGUAAUGGCAGCUGCGCUUUGGUAACUUGACUUGUGCCACAGUAACUCCGUCUGCGCUGCGGUAACUGGAGUUAAGCUGCGGUAAGUGGAGCUCGUGUGUGCUGCUGGAUGCAGCCGUGCUUGGGUACCGUAAUCGUAGCUGUGCUAUGCUAACCGCAGCCACACUCUGCUAACUGUAGUUUUGUCACUGUAACUGCACUCGCACUAUGGUAAGUAGAGCUGUGCUACUUGCUGCAGCUGAGCUUUCGUAACAUAACUGUAGCUCUGCUAUGCUUUGCUGUUCGCAGCAGCUGUGAUUAUGUACCUGAAUUGUAGCUGUCUCUGCAUUUUGGUAACCAUACCUGUGCUACGGUAACUGCAGCUGCGCUCCCGUAACUAGAGAUAUGCUCUCUGGCAACCACUGGCUGUGCUAUGGUAACUGCAGCUGCGCUUUGGUCGCCGGAGAUAUGCGCUUUGGUAACCAUUAGCUGUGCUACGGUAACUGCAGCUGCGCUUUGGCAACUGGAGAUAUGCGCUUUGGUAAGCAUUAGCUGUACCAUGGGUAACUGCAGCUGCGCUGCUUUGGUAACUGGAGAUACAUGCUUUGUUAACCAUUAGCUGUACGAUGGUAACUGCAGCUGCGCUUCCAUAAGUGCAGAUAUGCGCUCUGGUAACCUUUAGCUGCACUUAGGUAACUGGAGAUAUGCGGUUUGGUAACCAUUAG
This is a messenger RNA of Chara braunii, 1913 nucleotides long. NCBI's taxonomy places the organism in Eukaryota, Viridiplantae, Streptophyta, Charophyceae, Charales, Characeae. The record is from the annotation of a GenBank genome assembly.